Molecule: messenger RNA, 483 nt
Organism: Vittaforma corneae ATCC 50505
Lineage: Eukaryota; Fungi; Microsporidia; Nosematidae
Exons: 1
Coding region: 1-483 (160 amino acids)
Source: RefSeq, a predicted model, not a curated record
AUGUCGACUAAUAGCACAACGGAAACCAGAAUCAAGAAGGAAAUUAAAAUGAUUAUGAAAAGCAAAUCAAAGGAAAUUAGCAUACACCCUUGUGUUGAUGACGAUAUUUACAAGUGGAAAGCCAUCAUGAGGCCAUCCGACACAAGUCUGUACAGGGAUACAGAGCUGGAACUAGUAAUAUACAUUCCGGAAAACUACCCAUAUGCACCUCCAAAGAUCGCAUUUGUCACACCGCUGUAUCACCCAAAUAUUAACUCAAGUGGAAAUAUUUGCAUUAGCACGCUCUCCAAAGAUUGGUCACCAGCACUAACCAUAGAAAAAACACUGAUGAGCAUAAUGAGUAUGCUGGACGAGCCAAACCCAAGUGACCCACUUAGACCAGAUGCUGCAGAGUUAUUUUUAUGUGAUAAAGAAGCGUACGAAAAAAAGGUGCGGGAAGUCUGUGAGGCAGUGCGGCAAAAGAAGCAAGACAAAAAUAAUUAA